Molecule: messenger RNA, 1049 nt
Organism: Talpa occidentalis (Iberian mole)
Lineage: Eukaryota; Metazoa; Chordata; Mammalia; Eulipotyphla; Talpidae
Gene: ZNF771
Product: zinc finger protein 771
Biological process (GO): regulation of transcription by RNA polymerase II
Cellular component (GO): PcG protein complex; transcription regulator complex
Molecular function (GO): RNA polymerase II cis-regulatory region sequence-specific DNA binding; DNA-binding transcription factor activity, RNA polymerase II-specific
Source: RefSeq, a predicted model, not a curated record
CCCGGCGCCCUGGCCUGGGGCAGCGCGAGCGCCGAACCUGCGGCCGGACACCAAGAUGCCUGGCGAACAGCAGACAGAGGAGGAGGAGGAGGAGGAAGAGAUGCAAGAGGAGAUGGUGCUGCUGGUGAAGGGUGAGGAAGAUGAGGGUGAGGAGAAAUAUGAGGUAGUGAAACUCAAGAUCCCCAUGGACAGCAAGGAGGUCCCGAGCGAGGCGCCAGCGCCGUCGGCCGACCCGGCGCGCCCACACGCGUGCCCGGACUGCGGCCGCGCCUUCGCGCGCCGCUCCACGCUGGCCAAGCACGCACGCACGCACACGGGCGAGCGGCCCUUCGCGUGCACCGAGUGCGGCCGGCGCUUCUCGCAGAAGUCAGCGCUGACCAAACACGGCCGCACGCACACGGGCGAGCGGCCCUACGAGUGCCCCGAGUGCGACAAGCGCUUCUCGGCCGCCUCGAACCUGCGGCAACACCGGCGGCGCCACACUGGCGAGAAGCCGUACGCAUGCGCGCACUGCGGGCGCCGCUUCGCGCAGAGCUCCAACUACGCACAGCACCUGCGCGUGCACACGGGCGAGAAGCCGUACGCGUGCCCGGACUGCGGACGCGCCUUCGGCGGCAGUUCGUGCCUGGCGCGCCACCGACGCACGCACACGGGCGAGCGGCCGUACGCAUGCGCCGACUGCGGCACGCGCUUCGCUCAGAGCUCGGCGCUGGCCAAGCACCGACGUGUGCACACGGGCGAGAAGCCUCACCGCUGCGCCGUGUGCGGCCGGCGCUUCGGCCACCGCUCCAACCUGGCGGAGCAUGCGCGCACGCACACGGGCGAGCGACCCUAUCCGUGCGCCGAGUGCGGCCGACGCUUCCGCCUCAGCUCGCACUUCAUCCGCCACCGCCGCGCGCACAUGCGGCGCCGCCUCUAUAUCUGUGCGGGCUGCGGCCGGGACUUCACUCCCCCUGGCGCCACGGCCGCCACUGCCACCGAGCGCUGCCCGGAGUGCGAGGGCACCUGAGCCGCCGUUUUUUGUCGCCAUGUGGCUGCGAGGGGCCGGC